Messenger RNA from Chiloscyllium plagiosum (whitespotted bambooshark), 4970 nucleotides. Lineage: Eukaryota; Metazoa; Chordata; Chondrichthyes; Orectolobiformes; Hemiscylliidae. The record is from RefSeq and is a predicted model, not a curated record.
GAGGUGGGCGGGCGGACAGAGUGGGUGCAGCGGUCGUGCUGCCAGUGCAGGCGGUGGGCCGCUUGAGUGCCGUAGUUGUAACGGUCGAAACGAGUACCCCCUUCCCCGUUAUUGGUGAAGAAAGGACGAGGGAUGGACACGUCUAACCAAGGCCUGCUGCAAGGUGACCCAGCACCUGAAGUAGGAGAAGAUGCAGUUGCAACUUCUGACCUUGGAGGUGGAAUGACAGAUGAUGAACGAGAAGAACUGACAAAUGAACUUGCUAAAGUGGAGGAGGAAAUCCAAACACUUUCUCAAGUGCUUGCAGCUAAAGAAAGACAUGUUGCUGAAUUAAAGAAGAAGCUAGGAUUGACUCCACUACAUGAACUUAAACAGAAUUUGUCAAAAAGCUGGUUAGAUGUACAAUCCUCCACAGCGUUUAAAAAGACAUCUGAAACCCUCUCUCAGGCUGGUCAGAAGGCUUCAUCUGCAUUUACUAAUUUUGGUUCUGCUAUUACCAAAAAAUUUGAAGAUGUUAGAAAUUCACCAACUUUCAAGUCAUUUGAAGAUAGAGUUGAAAGCUUAAAGGUGAUGGCCCAGAAAAGUGACUCAUUUGCAUCAUUAUUGAGACGCUCUCCUCUAAUGCAGAUGGGCCCGACCAAAGACAAAAUAGUCAUUGGUAAAAUUUUCCAUAUUGUGGGUGAUGAUCUUUAUAUUGACUUCGGUGGCAAGUUUCAUUGUGUGUGCAGAAGACCAGCAGUUGAUGGAGAGAAAUAUCAGAGGGAAGUGAGAGUGCGUUUGAAACUUGUUGAUCUGGAGCUGACAUCACGUUUCCUUGGAGCCAAAACAGACACAACACUGCUAGAGGCAGAAGCUGCACUCCUGGGUUUGUUGGACGUUAAGGAUACAAAUCAAAGAGAUUGAAAAUCAUAAGCAAUGAUGUGAUUUUGGUUCUGUAAAGAAUAUGUAUUCUUGCUUUACUAUUUUAUAAGAAAUAAACUUUUGUAGGGUGAGCUUGUUUGUGUUAAUCAAUUCAAACAUUGCACAUUAUUUUUAUUGAUACUGCUUCGAAACAGCAAAUGUGAAAAAACUUUCCCUUCUCUUUUUCCUACUCACUCUGGAACAAUCCCCUUGUUAUCUACACACUGUUGUAACUUUCAUUCAAACAAACUUACCAAUUCUUAUUGUCCCCCUAAAUCACUGGUCUCCACAGAGGUCAGCUUUUCUAAGUUCCUGCAUUCAAAGGCUGUUCAUCUCCACAACAGCUAAUAAUACAAGUGCAUUUUCUAACACUGCCACUGUUUAGAAAUGUUCUUGGACAUGCCAUUAGACUGAGGUUAGCCCAUUACCUGAAAUGGUUUUGCUUUAAUGAAAACACAAAAUUCUGUAAAUACCCGACAUGUUUGACAGUCUGUGGAGAGAUAAAUAUUAUUAACAUUUCAGAUUGAUGCUUUCAUUUAAUAUCUCUGAAAAAAUCUACAAUGUUUAGGUUUGAGCAAAUGUAUUUCCAUCUCUUAAAUGAUGCACUUAAACAGUUUAUUCUUUGUCACUGAAGGGAUUGAUGGUAAAGUAACAUAUAUCCAAUAAUCCAAUGACAAUUGGCAGGAAUAAUAACCAAACAGUCUUUUAAUGUACAGUGUAUCUACCAAAACUGUAUCUAGAAACUGAUGUUGGUACUGUAUGUGAAAUUGUCAUUGACCUAGUCAAUAUGUUGGUAACUUAUUCUAUUUGCAUUCUGUUGAGGUAGGUUGUAUUGUUUGCUGUUGGAUUAUUAUCACAUAUGACGUUACUGUCUGGUUUUGUGACAUGGACUGUGUUUUCGAAUACGUAUUGGAAAAUGCUAAGGAUUUGACAAACGCUUCAUUCCAAGAAAUAGUUACACAAUGAAAAUUAUAGUGGAAAAAAUCUGCAGUGAGACCAUCACUUUUUUUUUUCUUUUUUUUCUCCUUUAUGUUUUGGAACUGUGAGCUGGAGUUGAAAAUCAAACUUUGAAUAGCAGUUUAUUUCAAAAAAAGAGAAUAAACAAAUUGAUGUUUGCAAAUGGGAGCAGACCUGGAAAGAUAAUUACAGGGUCAUUCUAAGAUGUUGUUAGGAUGUUGCAUUGGUCAACCAAGAGAAGGCUAAUGUAGAUCAGCCAACCAUAGAGAAUGCAGAAAAACAAGAAACCAUAUAUUGAACUGUUUUUGACUGGAUCUUUGGUAGAAGGUGGUAUGCUCAAGCUACUGAACUGUAACACUGUGCUUAAGAUGUACCUGUAGUAUUAUAUUCAACUAAAGAAUUGAUAAAUGUUCUGAAAACAAAAUCCCAGUUUAUAAAAAAAAAAGUAAAUAUUCCUUAGAUCCUGCUAAAGCUGUUUUCGUUGUCUGGUGAUUUCAGAAUUCAAGCAAGACCCAAUUCCAUGUAACACAAUGCAUUGUUUAAGGAUUCCAUAAAAACUGGGUGCUCAUCAUUGAAACGGUUUCCAAACUGGCAAAUUACAACACUUAUUCUCUUUUGAUUUAUCCUUUAACUGUAUAUGCCUGAGAGUGAGUCAGGGUUACGUGCAAAGAAGAUUGGUUUUAAAUCACAAACAUUAAUUAGAUUAUCUUAUAUAGGUUUAUUCUACUAAAGUUACAGUAUUAAUAAUAGUUACUUUUUGUUUAAGUUAUAAACUUGGUGUCUGAUAACUGUUGUCCUGAAAGUUUGGUUAACUUCAAUGAUAAUGAGCAUGAUUUAGUUUGGCUAUUUCUGCGUUGAAUCAUCUGUUAUGAAGUUACAGGAAGAUGCAAAGAAAUAUUUAAUCAACUGAAGUGCAGAUUGUUAGUUUUUACCACUUUAGCUACUGUUUUUAUUUCAAAUCAAAAUUUCCUACUGAUAAUUAAAAUCGACUCCAUUUUAAAAAAAAACUUUUGAAAGAUGGCACAAGUGAUAACCCUGAUUUGUGUGAGAUCUCAUGAAGUGCAUUUUAAAGUGCCUGACAGACUUGUCAAAAUAUUUGCUUAUAAUUAGUCUUUGAGGGGAAAAAAAGCAGUACUUAACAUUUUGCCCCAAAGCACUUUGUUACAAAUUGACGUUUGGAAACUGAAUUUUCUUUUAGAAAUGCUAGUUCUUUCUCACCUCCAUCUCACCUAAAUUAAUUAUUCCAAAAUGUGAGCUGUGUUGCAAAGUAUCUCAGUCACUCUAAAGUCCCUCACCCAUGGCCAUUUCUCAUACAGAAGUCUGCUAUGUUAGCAAGCUAUUUGACUUCAUGGGCAUCACAGUUAAAUGUUAUCUUAUUCUGUUCAGUCGAAGCAGUAAAGGAAUUUUUUGCAUUCUAUGCUGGCUAGAAAGCAGUCUUGUUUUAUUUAAUAAUUUGAGUAGUUUAAAAAAAUGAAAACAAUUGUGAUAGGAAGUCAGCGAGAGAUAUCAAAUGUGUUGAUGAUUUAAUCAAGAAGUGAACUUUAAUAUUUUUAAUGAAUGCUUAAGAUUUAUUAUCAGCAGAAAAAGGCAAAAAAGACAAAAUUAUAUAGACAUUUUCAAGACCACUGGACAUCACAAAAACCUUUGCAGCCAUUGAAGUACAUUUUGAGUCUUAGUCAUGAUUGUAAUGUAGGAAGUGCAGAAAUGUGGGAUGAGUAGGUAAUUUUUUUGUGAUUUUAAUUAAUGGAUAAAUAUUGACCAGGGCAGUGGGGCUAGCCCCUCUGUUCUUUGACAUAUUGCCCUGAAAUACUUUAACUCCACCAAGUCAGGCAAUUGAGACUUUAACUUUCUAACUGAAGGAUGGCACCUGUGACAGUACAAUAUUUAUUCCUGUUUGGAAUGUCCACCUUGACUUCUGAUUAGUUUAAAGUUAGGUUCCACAUGUCAUUGCUGUUAAUAGUGAAUUCAAUUGACAUGUUUUCUUUCCAUAAUCUUUGAUUAUUAAAUUUUUUUUGGAUACUGCAACAUUUUUGAGUUCUUUAUUGGGUUCCUAAAUUGGAAAAAUAUUACACUUUGUUUUGAACAUUUCACAGUUUUCAUGGAAAUUGAUUAAUUUACUUUAGCUAUUGCACUGUAUAUAGUGCUAUUUCUUAACUAUAGUCAUUAUUUACUAUCUUUCUUCAUUACCACAUCUAUUUCCCCAAAUUGUUUCUUUUGCAUUAAAUAGACAUGGUGCUGUGUCAAAUGCAGGAUGAAAUAAGUGGUAGGAAAAAAUAAAGUGAGCUGUUAAAGAGCAGCAAUUGUUUGGAAUAUUUCUCCCUUGCCCUUUGGUCUCUGGUCUGGAGCAUCCAUGCACACGCUAGAUCACAGGGGAGCAGCAGUUUCAUUUACCGAUUCAACAACUUUGAAAAAAGUCCCUGUUCCUAAUUAGUGUUGCAAGUUGUACAGAUCAAUGGUGGGUUAAACUGAGCUGCCCACUCAAGUGGUGGGCGUACCAUUUCAUAAAAGGAAGAGGUUCUUCUCUUUCAUGGUGCUGGGUUCUUUCAGUUCAGCUACAGUGGGCUUGAUUCUUGUGUGAAAAACAACUGCCACAAUGCUUAAAUCCUAACCUCCUCACCCCUGACGGCAUGGGAAAGUGCACUCCUCAGCUGUUAGUUAUAUAAAGGCUGUUGCAGUCAUGAGAAAUGUUGAUAAAAGAAUGUAGUUUAACAUCUCUCCUCCUACCCUCUCUGUCAGCUGGUCUAGCGAGCUGCUUAAUUGGAAAAAAUGCUUUUCUGGGUGUGUUUGCUGUGAUUAACCAUAGUGCAAAAUUAUUGUGGCUAUUUAUUGUUUUCAAAGAAAAUAAGCAAUUUGCUACAUGCUUAUCCUAUCGUUUUUAAAAAAUCUCGCUAAGUCCAGAAUAUUUUUUGGCAAUCUUGAUUCUUGUGACAUGUUGAUCUAAGAUUUGUAAUAUGUGGUCUAAGUUGACUGUUUUAAACUUUGUCGAAACGUCUGUUUUCUGAUUUUCUGAAGAGAUCUGCUGAAGUGUAAUGGUUUACAGUAUAAAUUUUGUUUUAUUCCAGUCCUGUGUGACUAUAAACAAAGUAUAUUAAUAAAACAAUUCUAGAAAACAA